Messenger RNA from Alternaria arbusti, 213 nucleotides. RefSeq lists its product as uncharacterized. NCBI's taxonomy places the organism in Eukaryota, Fungi, Ascomycota, Dothideomycetes, Pleosporales, Pleosporaceae. The coding region runs from base 1 to 213 and encodes 70 amino acids. The transcript has a single exon. The record is from RefSeq and is a predicted model, not a curated record.
AUGCCAGCAACGUUCACCGACCUGCUCUCCGCAUUUAUCGCAAUCACCAUCACGAUCCUUGCUACUAUCGCUGUCCAGGCGAAAGCCGACGGCAACUCAUACGCGCUUAUCAUGCACAAGGUCAAGACCGCGCUCGUCAUCCUCUUGCCGAACUUUGCCGUUCUCCUCAUGGUCUGCUGUCUCGUUCCGGGGGUCCUGCGACAGGAUGACUAG